Messenger RNA from Sciurus carolinensis (gray squirrel), 2996 nucleotides. RefSeq names its product arachidonate lipoxygenase 3 (gene Aloxe3). Lineage: Eukaryota; Metazoa; Chordata; Mammalia; Rodentia; Sciuridae. Gene Ontology annotation, molecular function: metal ion binding; oxidoreductase activity, acting on single donors with incorporation of molecular oxygen, incorporation of two atoms of oxygen; protein binding. The coding region runs from base 184 to 2319 and encodes 711 amino acids. Gene Ontology annotation, biological process: linoleic acid metabolic process; lipid oxidation. The record is from RefSeq and is a predicted model, not a curated record. The transcript is spliced from 15 exons.
AACUCGGGUGAGAGAGGACCCAGGAGCAUCCCAGAGAGAGCUGGGACCUUCCUUAGGCCUACCCUUCCCUAGCGUCUAGUCCUUGGCUCAGCAGCCCACCCUGCCGGGUCUGUCGGUCACCUCCUCCAGGCCGUUUGCUGCUGUGGCCAGCGUUGCCAGGGGCAUUCCUUCUCUCUUCCCACCAUGGCAGUGUACCGCCUGUGUGUGACCACUGGUCCCUACCUGAAGGCGGGCACACUGGAUAACAUCUCUGCCACACUGGUGGGUACGUGCGGUGAGAGUCCCAAGCAGAGGUUGGAUCGAGUGGGCAGGGACUUCGCCUCUGGAUCGGUCCAGAAGUACAAGGUGCGCUGCUCAGCAGAGCUGGGUGAGAUAUUGCUGCUGCGACUUCACAAGGAGCGCUACGCUUUCUUCCGCAAGGACUCCUGGUACUGUAGCCACAUCAGUGUCACUGCCCCAGAUGGCACUGUUGCCCACUUUCCCUGUUAUCAGUGGAUUGAGGGCUACUGCACCGUGGAACUGCGCCCAGGAACAGCGAGAACUAUUUGUCAAGACUCCCUUCCCCUUCUUCUGGAUCACAGGAAACGAGAGCUCCAGGCCCGACAAGAAUGCUACCGCUGGAAGAUCUAUGCCCCUGGCUUCCCCCGAAUGGUGGAUGUCAGCAGCUUUGAGGAGAUGGAGUCAGACAAGAAGUUUGCCUUAACCAAAAUGACACCUUGUGUAGACCAGGGCGACAGUCCUGGGAAUCGGUACUUGCCUGGCUUCCCCAUGAAAAUUGACAUCCCAUCCCUGCUGCACAUGGAGCCCAAUAUUCGAUACUCAGCCACCAAGACCACCUCGCUGAUCUUCAAUAUCAUCCCUGCGUCCUUGGGCAUGAAGAUUCGAGGGCUGCUGGACCGUAAGGGCUCCUGGAAAAAGCUGGAUGACAUUCGGAACAUCUUCUGGUGCCACAAGACCUUCACCUCAGAGUAUGUUACAGAGCACUGGUGUGAGGACAACUUCUUUGGGUACCAGUACCUGAAUGGCGUCAAUCCUGUUAUGCUCCAUUGCCUUUCCAGCUUGCCCAGCAAGCUGCCAGUCACCAAUGACAUGGUGGCCCCAUUACUGGGACCAGACACCUGCCUGCAAGCAGAGUUAGAGAGAGGGAACAUCUUCCUAGCGGACUACUGGAUCCUGGAGGAGGCCCCAGUCCAUUGUCUAAACGGCCGACAGCAGUACGUGGCGGCCCCGCUCUGCCUGUUGUGGCUCAACCCCCAGGGGGCGCUGCUGCCCUUGGCCAUCCAGCUCAGCCAGACCCCCGGGCCCAAUAGCCCCAUCUUUCUGCCCACUGACUCUGACUGGGACUGGCUGUUGGCCAAGACAUGGGUGCGUAACUCUGAGUUCUUGGUGCACGAAAACAACACGCACUUUUUGUGUACGCACUUGUUGUGUGAGGCCUUCUCCAUGGCCACACUACGUCAGUUGCCGCUCUGCCAUCCUGUCUACAAGCUCCUGCUUCCCCAUACUCGCUACACCCUGCAGGUGAACACCAUCGCAAGGGCUACGCUGCUCAACCCAGAAGGCCUGGUGGACAAGGUCACGUCCAUCGGGAGACGCGGUCUCCUCUACCUCAUGAGUACGGGUCUGGCCCACUUCACCUACACCAAUUUCUGCCUUCCGGAUAGUCUGCGGGCCCGUGGCGUCCUGACCAUCCCCAAUUACUAUUACAGAGACGAUGGUCUGAAGAUCUGGGCGGCCAUUGAGAGCUUUGUCUCAGAAAUCGUGGGCUAUUAUUAUCCCAGUGAUGCAUCGGUGCAGCAGGACUCGGAGCUGCAGGCCUGGGUCGGUGAGAUUUUUGCUCAGGCGUUCCUCAACCGGGAGAGCUCAGGCUUCCCAAGCCACCUGUGCACACCAGGAGAGUUGGUGAAGUACCUCACUGCAAUCAUCUUCAACUGUUCCGCCCAGCACGCUGCUGUCAAUAGUGGGCAGCAUGACUUUGGGGCCUGGAUGCCCAAUGCCCCCUCAUCCAUGAGGCAGCCCCCACCUCAGACCAAGGGGACCACCACUCUGAAGAGUUACCUGGACACCCUCCCAGAAGUGAACAUCACCUGCAACAACCUUCUCCUCUUCUGGUUGGUCAGCCAAGAGCCCAAGGACCAGAGACCUCUGGGCACCUACCCGGAUGAACACUUCACUGAAGAGGCCCCACGCAGGAGCAUUGCCACCUUCCAGAACCGCCUGGCUCAAAUCUCAAAGGACAUCAGGGAGCGGAACCAAGGGCUGCCACUGCCCUAUGCUUAUCUGGACCCUCCCCUCAUUGAGAACAGUGUCUCCAUCUAACCCCCCACCUCAGACCACCCCAGAAGAAAGGAGGAUCCAAGCAUGAGGAAGUCGAGCUUCUUAGGGUCUUCCAGACCCUUCCAUUCUCCCUAUUCUCAGCUGGAACCUUCUUUUCUGCCUAUGGGGACCUUUUCAGCCAAGAUGGCUCUAGCAUCAUAUGAAUGGGCCACGAACUGUGAGGGAUCGGGGGCAACAGUGUCUGGGGGAAGCCGCUAACUGAAGUCAAAUGCACAAUAGACCCCUUGAAAAGGAAGGAACCCUUGUACCCCUUGCCCUACUUUGGGCAGCUUCCUGUUCCAGCCUCUUGUGGGAAUCUACCUCCUCCCAUUGGGAUGCCCAGGUUGGGUUCCCAAGCUCUCCUUCCCAGUCCUCCCCAUCCACAUCCUCUUUUUCCUACUGUGGCUUUUUGAUUCCCCUUGUCUCCAUCCUCAGGACCAACCCACCCAGCUUCCUUCUCUAGAAGAUCCUGGAAACUGGACACAGAUGGGAUGUGUGCCUGGGUCUGUCGUGUGGUUCCCUUUGCCCCUAUUACCUUUAAGGGGAGGGGAAGAGUCAGAGCCAGUUCAACUGGAUAUCUAGCUGCAGUUCUAGGGGACAGGCCCCUGAGUGUGUAUGCAGCUUCACUCUCUUUCAUCCUACUUCACUCUAAUCCUUUUUUCUUUUUCUUUUUUUUUUUU